This is a messenger RNA of Dimorphilus gyrociliatus, 540 nucleotides long. The record is from the annotation of a GenBank genome assembly. Lineage: Eukaryota; Metazoa; Annelida; Polychaeta; Dinophilidae.
ACAUCAACAAAUAUGGCGACAGUCGAAGAGAGAUUGGCUCUUUAUCGGCAAAAGAGAUUGGAAAGAUUUGAUAGAGAACCUAAAAAUUUCCAAUCGAAAUCUGACAAAUCGGUCGACCCAAAUAUACCUGGGCCGACACAGGAUAUUUCAGACAAAAACUCUAAUAGGCAAAAAAGAGAAGAAAAUAUUUUCAAAGCAACCAUAAAAAUAUUAUCAAGGCCAAUUAACGACUUCGUGUCUUUUUUCAUGAAAACGAAACUAGGACGUGUAACUAACGCCAUCUCUGAGUCGAAAGCAUUAAUCGCUUUAAAAGUAGGUUUAUGGCUCGUCCUCUUUGGAUUGUUUGUUGAAUUGGAAUUUGGAUUCGUUUUCGUUGUGAUUUCCAUAUUUUUCAUCAUCUUCAUCAAUUUAGGCAGUAGAAAGAGAGGAGAGAAAAGUGCCUAUUCAGUAUUCAACGAAAAUUGUGAACGCCUGGACGGAACUUUUACUGCCGAGCAAUUCGAGAGAGAACUUCGCCACGGGUCAUCUUCCGUGAGAUAA